UUUUUUCUUUUCCUUUCUUCCAACAUUUUCUCUCUCUGCCCCCAUCAGAACAACAACACAUCUCAGAUUUUUCUUCCUUCUCCGUUUUUCUCUUUGGAUUUUGCUUUUUCAGACCCAACAACCUCGUACUUGCUGUCGGUGGUUGUUAACUCCAUGGUAUCUGUUUCAUCUUGAAGCAUCUCCUGGUUAGGAUCGACUUAUACAAACACCUUGAUUUGGACCGGAAUAAGGGGAUGAUCAAACGAGACAAAAUGCAGAAAUUUAUUGGAAGGAAUCAACUAUGAUUCAAUAACAAGUUGUUUAUAAGAGGACAUUGUGCAAGCCAUUCUAUGUCUUUUGUUAAAAGCCCUUUGUACGGGCUUAAAAAUGAUGAGAUUCGGGGUCAAGCCUCUGAAAUCCUAGGCAGGCACAAUCUUGAGAAACACCUGGCUCAAAGCAAUUUCAAAAGCAAUGAUGCACUCAAUCAAGUUGAGGACCUAGAAACUAUGGAACUUUAUUCACGAGCCAGGAGGCAAGAAGAAGAGAUCCUCUCCCUUCGUGAACAGAUUGCGGCUUCCUGUAUGACGGAGUUGCAGCUUUUGAAUGAGAAAUGCAAACUAGAGAGAGAAUUUUCGGAAUUAAGAAUGGCAAUUGAUGACAAGCAAAAUGAAGCCAUCACAUCUGCCUCUAAUGAUCUGGCUCGAAGGAAAGGUUAUCUAGAAGAAAAUUUAAAACUUGCCCAUGAUUUGAAAGUUGCUGAGGACGAGAGAUAUGUCUUUAUGUCAUCUAUGCUUGGAUUGCUGGCAGAAUAUGGUCUGUGGCCUCGUGUUAUGAAUGCCUCAUCAGUAUCCAACUAUGUAAAGCAUUUACAUGAUCGAUUACAAUGGAGGAUUCGGAAUUCACAUGAUAGAAUUGGAGAGAUAACUUCUGGGCUAGAAAACCAUGCAGAUAAUGGUAAUCAUAUUGUUGAAAGUCCGGGUUCUGCACAUUUGACAAAUCACACUCAUAACGAAUUCAUGUUUCAGCAUAACUUUCCCCAGCAAAAUCCUAUUGACCAUGAACAACAUCAUCAACCAAUGAGCAAUAUGACAGGAUAUAUAAACCCAGAUGUAAACGGAGCAUUCAAAAGGGUCAGCUAUCAGGACAUUUCUCAUGCUGAUAGGGACCUAUCUUCUUUCCGACAUGGUUCUAUUGAUCAAAUCGGUGCACAUGAGAGAACUGGAGAAAGAACAUUUGUAAAUGGCAAUAGCAACAUGUAUCAACCUUCACAUGAGCAUGAUGAGACUGCUUCCUCUGUUUCUGAGGAUGGCCCUGGCAUUGAGAAUUUUCAAAUUUGUGGUGAUGCUAUUCCUGGAGAAAAACUUCUUGGAUGUGGAUAUCCAGUCCGUAGAACUUCUCUUUGUAUGUUUCAGUGGGUUCGGCAUCUUCAAGAUGGCACUAGGCAGUACAUUGAAGGAGCCACAAACCCAGAGUAUGUAGUUACAGCCGAUGAUGUUGAUAAAUUGAUAGCGGUUGAGUGUAUUCCAAUGGAUGAUAAAGGCCGUCAGGGGGAGAUAGUGAGACUUUUUGCUAAUGACCAAAACAAAAUAACAUGUGACCCAGAAAUGCAGCAUGAGAUUGAUACAUUCCUGUCUAAAGGAGAAGCAAUCUUCAGUGUUCUACUUCUGAUGGAUUCUUCUGAAAAUUGGGAACAAGCAACUCUAUUCUUAAGACGAUCUGGAUACCAAAUUAAGAUAAAUGGUACUGAAGCUCCAGUAGUUGCUGAGAAAUUCUCAAAGGACUUAUCGAUUAAAGUUCCGUGUGGUCUCUCAACACAAUUUGUGUUAACAUGUUCGGACGGAUCUUCUCAUCCUCUAAGCACAUUUAGUGUCCGAAUGCGAGACACGCUUGUGUUAACCAUGCGACUCUUCCAGAGUAAGGUAUUGGAUGACAAAAGGAAAGGAAGAGCAUGAAUGAACCUUCACUUUUCAUUUGGACAAAAUAAAAAAUACAAAACAGAUGAAGCAAAAAUUUUAGUAUCAUUUAAUUCUUGGCUGUUUUUGUUGUGGAAUAUUUGGAGUCUCACUUGUUUAUAAGCUCAGUUGUAAAAACAAUGUUAGUCUAUAGAGGCAAAGAAAAUGUGAGGUAAUAAUGUGUAACAUUUUUUCCUACCUGAAAUUAUAUUGUAACGUUUUAUUAAGAAAA
Molecule: messenger RNA, 2163 nt
Organism: Vicia villosa (hairy vetch)
Lineage: Eukaryota; Viridiplantae; Streptophyta; Magnoliopsida; Fabales; Fabaceae
Exons: 20
Coding region: 330-1931 (533 amino acids)
Cellular component (GO): plasma membrane
Source: RefSeq, a predicted model, not a curated record